Molecule: messenger RNA, 1467 nt
Organism: Vicia villosa (hairy vetch)
Lineage: Eukaryota; Viridiplantae; Streptophyta; Magnoliopsida; Fabales; Fabaceae
Exons: 4
Coding region: 1-1467 (488 amino acids)
Source: RefSeq, a predicted model, not a curated record
AUGGCGGGUGUUGUUCCAACCGAAAUGUCCGCCAAUAGUCCAAGACGUACCGCCCAAUUUGCACGCAAUGCUCAAGGUGGAGCAAAUACGGAGAUGAAGACCGGAAUCCUCCAACUUGUUUAUGCAAAUCCAUUCACCGGAAUGGAUCAUGAGGAUCCUUUCGCACAUCUCACCAAAUUUUAUGAGAUUGCGAGUUCAACGGGAGUCGAUGCGGCCAAUGAAGAAUCAUUGUUCAAGAGACUAUUUCCACACUCAUUACUUGGGAAAGCCAAAGAAUGGCAACCUCCACCUCACAACAAUCCUUACCAAAGAAAUAACCAAGGAUUUCAACCUUCUAGAUUCAACAAUCAACACUAUCAACAUCAAAAUCCUUAUCAAAAUUCAAACCCUCAAGGUCAAGGUCAACAAUCUCAAGGUGGAAGCUCAAAGUUGGAAGACACUCUUACACAAUUCAUGCAAGCAUCCAUGGCUAAUCAAAGGAGUAAUGAAGCGGCCAUUAAGAAUUUAGAAAAUCAAGUGGGUCAACUUGCAAAGCAAUUGUCCGAGCAACAACCGGGAGCAUCCUUUUCCGCCAACACCCAAACCAAUCCAAAGGAGCAUUGCAAAGCCAUUUUUACAAGAAGUGGGAAGGAGGUGAAUAGUGGCGUAAAUGAAGAGGUUAUAGUGGAAGAUAAGGAGGAAAUAAUAGUUGAAGAUGAAGAGGAGGAAGUGACAGUUGAAAAUGAGGGAGAAAAGAGUGAGGAGAAAGUGGAGGAAGAAUUAGUUGAAAAAGAGCGGAAAGAAAAAGAAGGAAGAGAGAAAAAUGACAAAAAAGUGAAGAAGAAUAAAAAGAGAAAUGAGAAUAUGCUCACAAAGAAAAAGAAGUACACGGAUGAAGAGACGGUUGUGCUUGAUGCUCAUUGUAGUGCAAUUAUUCAAAAAACUCUCCCAAGAAAGGAAGUUGAUCCGGGACGAGUCAUUUUACCGAUCACCAUUGGAGGUAACUACAUUAGUAAUGGUUUGGUUGAUUUGGGGUCUAGCAUCAAUUUAAUACCUUUAUCCGUUGUCAAGAGAUUGGGGAACAUUGAGAUGAAACACACCAUGAUAACUUUGCAACUAGCCGAUAAGUCUAUCAUUUCACCAUAUGGAGUUGUACAAGACAUGCUGCCUCCUAAGGAUGAACAUGACAACUUUCGAAUCGAUGAUGAAAAAGGAGAAAUCAUUGAGGUGGCGAAUCAAUUUCACAAGGACAAGGAGAAGGCAAAUCAUGAGGGAAAGACUCAUCACAAAAACUUUGAAGUUGGACAAAUGGUGCUAGUGUGCAAUUCAAGACUCAAGGUGUUUCCUAGUAAAUUAAAGUCAAAGUGGUCGGGGCCAUUUGUUGUGAAAGAGGUGCGAAAUUAUGGAUUCAUUGUGGUGGAGGACCCUAAAACACAAGAAAGCUGGACUGUAAAGGAACAAAGACUCAAAGGCUACCACGAUGGAUAA